AUGUUUUCCGCACUUAAAGGGCGCUUACAGCAAAAGGAGGUUGCUGGAGUUGCUAACCCGAAAUCAGGAUUGUCAUCAUCAUCUGUGAAACAGAUUGAUGGGGGAUCGCUUUUGCCUUCGAAAGGUGCUAACACUCAGGAUAACUCAAAGUUCGAGGAUCCUUACACAUUGUCUGUGAAUACCGCUCUGAAUAACCGCAAGAGAGGGCGGGAAAGCACCACAGCUUGUGAGGAUUCUGUCGAUACGCUUUCACCCAAAUUGGCUGUUAGCGCACCAAAAGGCACUAAGGAUGCGGACAGAGCAUCGUCACCAGUACAAGCACAUGAAAGUGUACAAACUGAUGGAUCAGACCAGUUACAAAAGCAGCCGCGAUCUGAUUUGCCUGAGAAGGAUUCAACCCUUCGUCUUGCUACACCCUUACCUUCACUUUGUCUCUUUAGUGAAGAGGAAAUUGUAUCCCAACGAAACAUUGCCUUGCAUGCCUUAGCCAUGUGCAUGCGCACCACAUCGUAUUUUUGGAGUUCAAGCAAGUCUAGUGACCAUAAUGGGACUGUUCCCACUCCACCGAAUUUGUGGAGACUGCCUACUUGUGUGGAGUCAUAUCUUUACAAAGUUUUCCCAGGAGGCGAUCUAAAUGCAAGUCUAAAAGGAAAGGAUGAUGCAUCCCUGGAUGCAGGGGAAUUCCAGCUAUUGGAAAGCGUGUGUGAGGAAUUAGGAACUAAACAGGAAUCUGUUUCACUAGUAUCGCAUAGUCGUAUUCCCACUACAGAAAGCAUAGAGGUUGCCAUAGUUACCGAAGGUAAACCAAGAGGUCAGAAUGCAGAGUAUUUCUAUCAGUUAGCACAUCUGAUCCAUACAAUAUGGUAUCUUAUUGCCGCACAGUGGCGACAUGCAGUGCUGGGUGGCGCAUCGAGUGAUGCAGAGUUGUCUCGAGAAUCAUCACCUAGUGUCGGCUGGUGUUACCUAGUUUAUUUACAUGAACAUCACAUGCUCCCUGAUGCCAUCAAGUUUACAAAGGGCUAUGAAGUGGCAUUACAGCUUGAAGCUUGGAGAGGGGCGCAGCGAGUCCGUCGUAGCGCACUGGAGCUUCUGGCGUUGCUUUUAAAGGACUACCGCUCCAUGUCUUAUGAAGGCAAGGCAUUGUGUGACCACAACACUGCCACCCUAACGGCUCCAAGUGAGUUGAAGAAAUCCUCACAGAUUAAUGCGUCGUCUGCAUCUUCCUCUCCCCAUGAUUUCCCGAAAGAUGGGUAUCUAGUACCCGCUGAAAUUCGACAAGGCUUGGAAGACAUGAUAGUUAAAAAUAUACAGAAUAAAAGAAAUUUUACUGCGGCGCGACAAGUGUACACGGAUAUGACCCUUGGAACGGCUAAUUGGAAGGUGGGAUUGUUCUCGGCCGGUGAGGUUCACAUGCGCCGCUCCAUUGAGCGUGUAGAGCGCAACCGUAUCAUUCACCUAUUGAAUAAUGAGCGCGCCAUGCAGAUGCUGCACAGUAUGAGAGAGCUUAUGAACGUAGCUGAAAAAACUUUAACUCCAAGUGAGCGUGCAGAUUUUUUUAUCUAA
Phytomonas sp. EM1 is the source of this 1563-nucleotide messenger RNA. Lineage: Eukaryota; Euglenozoa; Kinetoplastea; Trypanosomatida; Trypanosomatidae. The record is from the annotation of a GenBank genome assembly.